CUCUAGGUGUCAAACCAAGAACAACAAGAUCGUAUGAUAUCGCGAUGUCAAAUGUCGAAAUAGGAGACGCGUAUUUGGCUAGUUAGAGCUAAACACAACAGACAUAAUUACAUAAUUGUUCAGUGAUUUAUUUUACCUACCUAGAUAAUCGUCAACUUAAGCAGAAGACUGAUAGCUAUCUACGGUAGCUAGCUAACUUACAUAUGUGGCUUUUUGCUUGAAUGCUUUUUCCUGGAUUGCCGAACGUUUGCUGAUGCACAAGUGUCCUGAGGAGCACCCAAGGCCCUCCCACCUGUGACCUCCGCAGCACCACAGCAACCCCUCCAGAGGGGGGAGGAGUACUUGGGCUUCAUCAGAAAACAGAACAGGACCAGGAACAGGUAGUGGGGACCAGUAUGCCUCUUUUCUUCAGGAAGAGGAAGCCCAGUGAUGACUCCAAGAAGAGACUGGAGUAUCAGCUGUGUCUGUCCAAGGAAGCUGGCGCCGAUGACAUCCUGGACAUCUCCAACUGUGAGCUCCCAGAGGUACCCGCCACAGCCUUCUCCAUAUGCAAGGUCCUGCAGAAGAAGGUCUUCAUUCUCCAUGGAAACGAGCUGAGGUCUCUAGUGCCGAAAGGAUGCAGCAUUAGCUGCCUGGCAACACUAAAGGUUUUAGACCUCCACGAGAACAAGCUGACCUCGCUUCCUGAUGAAAUUGGACAGCUCAAGACUCUGCAGGUGCUGAACCUCGAGAAGAACCACAUAAAAGCCCUGCCUGAUUCCAUCGGGAACCUCAGACUCCUCCAGACCCUCAAUGUGAAAAAGAACAGCCUGACUCAGCUGCCAGCCACGCUGGGUCAUAUGAGCAGCCUGCGCACUCUGGACUUGAGUGAGAACUCAGUGAAGGAACUGCCCACUGCCCUGGCCAACAUCCGCACGCUGGAGUGCCUGACGCUGGAUGCUGCUGAGAUGUCCUUUCCUCCAGCCUCGGUGUGCAGCGGUGGCACUGAGGUCAUCCAGCGCUUCCUCUGCACAGAGCUGGGGUUGGAGUACUGCCCCCCAUCUCAGUACCUGCUGCCCGUGCUGGAGAGCGACGGCUGUGCGCAGACGGAAGACUGCGUAGACGGGCUGGAGGUCGCAUGGCAGAGUAAAUUUCAGGACUAUGAAAAGAGAAAGGAGCAGAAGCAGCAGGAGAAGCUGGAGUUUGAGCGCCGCCUAGGGGAGGAUCAGCGGCAUCACACAGAGCUGUUCCUCCUCAACAACUCCCACAAGGAGGACAUCCUCCAGUCUGUCAGACAGGAGCAGGAGCGGCUGGAGCAGGGCGUGUCCCAGCAACAGAGGGCACUGGAUGUGGAGAGGAAGAGGAUGCUGGGACAGGUCAGACUGGCCGAGAACAGCAUCACCGGCCGCAUCUCCUGCCUACUGCUGGAGAACAAGAGGCAGAGGAAGACUACAGAGUUCCUACAGGCUCUGGAGGAGGACCGGAUACGGAUGGAGCAGCUGACCUCCAUCACACAGGACGAAGCCGAUUCGCUGCGGAAGAGGGAAGUGGCAGCGGCCAUGCAGAAGAUGCUGUCGGAGGGCUACUCCAUGCGCCUGCUGCAGGAGGCAUGCGAGACCCGCAGGCAGAGUCUGGUGACCGAAACCUGCCGCAGUAUGGAAACUCUGGACAGGAAGUUUGACCAGGUGCUGUCACUGCAGCAGCUCGAUAAAUCCAAAGCUAUCGCUCAGAUCCUGCAGGAGGAGGAAAUGCAGAAGGCGGCCUUCCAGGCACUGCAGCUCCAAAAGGACAGCAUGCAUGGCUACAUUCGCAAGCAGAUUAGGCUAAUAGAAGCUGAGUUAAUGCAGCUGACUAGGCUGGAGGUAAAGAGGCGAGAUCUGGACGCUGAGAAUUUGCAGGAGGAGCUGUCUGACCAGCGUAGUGCUCUGACAGACCUGCUGCAGGAGCUCUUUAAACAGAAGGACCAGAGAGAGGUGGAGCUACGGCAAGUCCUGGCGGAGAUGGAGCUGAAGAGUGAAUCAAACCAGCAGAACUACUGGAUGAUUCAGUACCAGAGACUACUGGACUCUAAACCACUGUCCCUACGCAUGCAGGAGGCAGGAGUGGAGCGGGAGUUGGUGAUUCUCCUUUGCAAGCUCUCUGCUCAGCAUUACCUCCCAGUGAUCGCUCAUCACCGCAUCAGCUGUGAAUCACUGCGUCACAUGACUGCCGCUGACCUCAGCAAGCUGGGAAUCUGUGAGGUGGGAUUACAGAAGUCUCUGCUCAACUGGGCCAAGGAGCAUAUCAGCCCACCUCCAAAAGGUGCGUGCCAGGCUGAGGAGGAGUCAGCAGGCCCGUCCGUGCCCUCUGCCCCUGCCUUCACCCUGAGCCCCCCGGAAUCCCCGGCCCCCUACGACCUCGCCAUGACCCCCGUGCCGAGCCCUGACGACUCGGCCGGUGCCUCAGAGUGUGUGGUGUGCAUGGAGAUGGAGCCCCAUACGAUCUUCUUGCCGUGUGGGCACGUGUGCUGUUGCCAGGUGUGCAGCGAGGUGCUGCAGACCUGUCCUCUGUGCCGCAGCGACAUCGAACAGCGCAUACGCCUCUACCGCAACUAGGGGGCGCCCAAGAGCCCUGCCUUCUGCAUCUCCACCUCCACCACUGUAUCCACCCCACGUGUUCCUGUGCUCCUCACACCCCUCCUCCCUGUGUCUGUCCGCCCGAGCCCCUCCUGUCACACCUGCCGUAGCCAACAAGCGCCUGUCCGUCAAGCCCUCGCUAAACGGACUCGUUAGCAUCGUCAAACAGCUCGUUAACCUUGUACGACUCGUAAGCCAUUUGUUGACUUGGACGAAUAGCUCGCGAAUGACUCGUUGACCUCGUUAAAUUGCCUCGGCUGAGGCGGGAGUACUUAUUUGACUCUACUGCUGCACGACUGCACGGGUUCCCUCAGUGAAGGGUGGUGCAAGCAUUCGUAAGCAAUGUCGUAAUGUUGACCCUCUGUGUGUAAUGCUAAGAAGCUUUUAGCAUCUAGCCUGCGGCGUCAUCUUCUUAUCCUCUCACCCGAUUGGCUGGUUAAGGGGUGAAAAGCCUAGCAGGUCCAUGGGGGUCAGAGGGUCAGCUCUGAGAUAGGCGGGGCCUGCGGGCGUGGCACUGCAUCCUGCAUCAUUGUGGCGUUCCCACCCCCCUUCACCAGCAUGACAACCCAAAAUAUUGCAUCCCAUAGACUCCCACAAUAGUGCCUAACUCUGCCUGACUUCCUCUAACCUUCACCCCGCCCCAAAACUAACCUAUAACCUAUAAUCUCCGUCCCUACGUGUAACCAGUGUCUCUUUUCCAAUAAUUCCUCGCAAUGAAACCUUCCAUUCAAGUGUACUUAGAGAUUUUUAAACUCUGCAUGCAAGGGGAAGGAAUUCCUCAAACGGAACUCUUACUGCACUGUAAAGAUUAACGUAGUUAGAUAAUACAGACCUCUUCAUCACUAACUCUUUACGUUUUUAAAUCAACGGUUGUUGGCUAUAUAGGACUCAAGAAUUCUCUUCAGUUUCAAACUUUCUGCUGGUUUUGCUGGUUUUGAUGAUGUCAUGGGAGAAUUGGGGAGUUUCCUGAACCUAAUGAAGGGGAGGGAGUGUAAUGAUAUGAGCCACUGUGUGCUGUCACUCACUGAAGUGUAUCAGCCAAUAGGAUUUUCCACAGUAGAACACCACAUCAUAAAAAUAACAAUGAUAAUGGAUUGCAUUUAUAUAGCGCCUUUCACAAUGUCAAUGCCUUUUAACAGCGGGCCAGUUAAAUUGGGCAAAUUAUUUACCAGAUUAACCAGAUUGACAGAGCCAGAACAUAGAGGAAACCUGCUUGGUCUUAACAAUAACAAAGCUUUGCUCUCCUAGGCCUGCCGUUUAGCGCAAGUCUAAGGUAGCCUUUCUAAUCCCUUCAGAACAAUCAUAGGAACUUGCAGCAGUUGACUGUGUCAUGCACUAAGCGAAACAUUUGUAACUUUUUAAAACUCAGUGUUUUCUCAGUCACCUCAGUGUGUAUUGAUGCCUAACACAUAAAAAAUGUCUUACCUACCAGAGCUUGCAUUCAGAGCUGUCAGAAGUGUGCGCACACGUACACACGCAUUCCUGAACGUAGGACAGAACAUUUUGCUCCAACACACUGCCAAAUCGCUUGCACUUUUCCGAGAAUAUAGCAUGCUGUGACAUCCCCUUUAAAACUAAUUCAGGGUAUAAUUAUGUUUCAAUCAUUUUUUCAGAUUUUAUAAAGUUUUAUUUGAAUCUUCCUUCUCCGUUUCAUUUUCUCUCUCCACGCCAUGUUGUUUUUAUACUGCCCCAUGCCCAUCUGUGAAUCCCGAAUAAGAGGAACAAACUGUAUCUUUAUCAUAUUUCUGAAGAAUUACUAAAUGUAAGAGUGUAUCAUGCUGCUUUAAUAACCCAAAAUCUUUCUGCUUACUAUUGGAAAAUAUAUAACAUAUAUUUGAUGUUACACUAUAUUCUAUGGGUACUGUAUGUACACCGCAAAUAUAUGAAUGUGGCAAGGAUUGAUAUGUUUGAAUGUAAGAUGUGUGUUUUCAUGAAAUGUAUUCCGUUAAUUUUCAGGAUUUUCCUGUCAUUAAAUGAACAUGUUCUAUAUCUUCAGUUACGUGGAAUCCCAGCCCCAUUCCCACCACCAUAACCGAAUGCUAGGGUUGAUGAGAAUCCCAGAUUCAUGUUGACCUGUAGUGCACUCUAGGUCCUCUCCAUCAGCACUGCCCAAAUAUGGCAGCCAGACAAGCAGUGUUGCCAGAUGCUUAAACCCCUCCACAAUAAAAAAAAGAAAAAGAAAAAAAGAAACACAACUUCAGUACUUCAGCUGACUUCUGAAUACAUUUUCCAUAGACACCCCCCGCCCCCCACCAAUGCAACCUUUUUAACCCUUAUCAACCUUUAACUCUGCCUUUGUUUCCUCUGUUAACUCUGGUUUGGUUUAAUAGUUUUUGGCCUCUAGGUACUCUGAAAACUGUACUCUGAAAACAAUGGAGUUUUUUACAUUUUUUAAUUUUAAUUGAAAUGACCCAAACCCAGUUUAACUCAUUUAAAUAUUUUAAUGCUGCAAAACUACUUUCUGCUGGUGGGUGAGUACAGCUGAAACUAUAAAACGUUUUUUGUUUUCGUAUCCUUUGGAUCCUUUUGUAUUUUUACCUUUUAAGUUGAAUCUUAAACUUUGAAUGCUGUCUAAGAUCAUGGUAUUUUAUGUACGUCUGUUGUGUGUAUUGUGCACAUUGUGAUUGGCGAUAGAUUUUUAAGUUGCUGUAAUAAACGUGUGUUCAUUACUUCACCCUA
Molecule: messenger RNA, 5273 nt
Organism: Conger conger (European conger)
Lineage: Eukaryota; Metazoa; Chordata; Actinopteri; Anguilliformes; Congridae
Gene: lrsam1
Product: leucine rich repeat and sterile alpha motif containing 1
Exons: 25
Coding region: 396-2573 (725 amino acids)
Molecular function (GO): protein binding
Source: RefSeq, a predicted model, not a curated record